Molecule: messenger RNA, 2505 nt
Organism: Glycine soja
Lineage: Eukaryota; Viridiplantae; Streptophyta; Magnoliopsida; Fabales; Fabaceae
Product: probable methyltransferase PMT14
Exons: 7
Coding region: 291-2132 (613 amino acids)
Cellular component (GO): cytoplasm; trans-Golgi network; endosome
Molecular function (GO): methyltransferase activity
Source: RefSeq, a predicted model, not a curated record
ACGCUUACCCCUGUCGGCAAUAAACUCUAAUAAAGGAUCAAUAGCUAAAAAUGUAGUCCAACUGUCCAAAGUCAUCUUCUGUUCCCCUUCCCGUUACUACUAGUCACUUUCCAACUUUGUUCCACUGAAAAACACAUACAAAUAGUAGUGUAGUGCUAACUCUCUCUCUCUCUCUCUCUCUCACACACACACACACACUCUCCCCGAGGUAACUCAUCUUGCUGCUAGUGCUGUCUCUUUUUUGUGUGAUUUGGAUCUACAAGGUUUGAGAGGGUACUGGCAUCCAAAAAAUGGGUUCUAAAACUAAUGCUUCGGGCCAUAGAGCACGAAGGCCGCUGUCAAUAUUUGCUGUGCUUGGUCUUUGCUGUUUCUUUUAUCUUUUGGGAGCAUGGCAAAGAAGUGGAUCUGGGAAGGGAGAUAACCUUGCAUUGAAAGUUAAUAACCUGAUGACUGACUGCACUGUUUUACCCAAUUUGAGUUUUGAAUCUCAUCACAAUGAUGUAGAAAUUGUCGAACCUGCUGAGCCAAAAGCUAAAGAGUUCAAGCCGUGUGAUGUGAAAUAUACUGAUUAUACACCUUGCCAAGAGCAAGACCGAGCAAUGACAUUUCCCAGAGAGAAUAUGAUCUAUAGAGAAAGGCAUUGUCCCGCUGAAAAGGAGAAAUUGCGCUGCCUCAUUCCAGCCCCCGAAGGGUACACAACUCCUUUUCCGUGGCCUAAAAGCCGUGAUUAUGCCUACUAUGCUAAUGUUCCUUACAAGAGCCUGACAGUGGAGAAGGCUGUUCAAAACUGGGUGCAAUUCCAGGGAAAUGUGUUUAAAUUUCCAGGUGGAGGGACCAUGUUCCCUCACGGAGCAGAUGCAUAUAUUGAUGAACUUGCGUCAGUUAUUCCAAUUGCUGAUGGUUCUGUCAGAACAGCACUGGACACUGGUUGUGGGGUUGCAAGCUGGGGAGCCUACUUGCUAAAGAGAAAUGUGCUGGCUAUGUCCUUCGCUCCAAAGGACAACCAUGAAGCACAAGUUCAGUUUGCUCUAGAACGAGGGGUGCCUGCUGUUAUUGGUGUCCUUGGCACCAUCCACCUUCCAUACCCAUCAAGAGCCUUCGAUAUGGCCCAGUGUUCUCGAUGUCUAAUACCAUGGACCUCAAAUGAGGGCAUGUAUCUAAUGGAAGUUGACCGAGUCUUAAGGCCUGGUGGAUACUGGAUUUUGUCUGGCCCCCCAAUUAAUUGGAAAACAUACUACCAAACAUGGAAGCGAUCCAAGGAAGAUCUGAAGGCAGAACAAACAAAACUUGAGGAGUUAGCUGAAAGUCUUUGUUGGGAAAAGAAGUAUGAAAAGGGUGAUAUUGCUAUUUGGAGAAAGAAAAUAAAUGCUAAAUCCUGCAAAAGAAAGUCUCCCAAUGUUUGUGGUUUAGAUAAUGCUGAUGAUGUGUGGUACCAAAAAAUGGAGGUCUGUAAAACCCCUUUACCUGAGGUAACCAGCAAAAAUGAAGUUGCCGGAGGAGAGUUACAGAAGUUUCCUGCUAGACUUUUUGCAGUCCCUCCUCGAAUAGCCCAGGGAGCUAUUCCAGGGGUUACAGCUGAAUCUUAUCAAGAGGACAACAAAUUAUGGAAAAAGCAUGUUAACGCUUACAAAAGAAUGAAUAAAUUGAUUGGCACUACUAGAUAUCGGAAUGUGAUGGACAUGAAUGCAGGCCUUGGAGGAUUUGCAGCUGCACUUGAAUCACAAAAGUCUUGGGUGAUGAAUGUUGUGCCGUCAAUUGCUGAGAACACUUUGGGUGUUGUCUAUGAGAGAGGUCUGAUCGGCAUUUAUCAUGACUGGUGUGAAGGCUUUUCCACAUACCCAAGGACAUAUGAUCUUAUUCAUGCUAAUGGUUUAUUCAGCAUAUACCAGGACAAGUGCAACCUAGAAGACAUCCUUCUAGAGAUGGAUCGCAUCCUAAGGCCUGAAGGAGCAAUCAUCAUCCGGGAUGAAGUUGAUGUUCUUAACCAGGUUAAGAAAAUUGUUGGGGGCAUGAGAUGGGAUGCCAAACUGGUGGAUCAUGAGGAUGGCCCUCUUGUGCCUGAGAAGAUAUUGGUUGCUCUCAAAGUGUAUUGGGUUGGCACCAGCAAAAACAAAACAUCCAAUGAGGAAUAAAACCACUAUUGUUCGGGUGUGAAUCUUGUACUUCAGCCUGCAGUAACAUCCAAGGUUUCUAAAUCCAACCCAAAGAAGGAAUGGGGAAAAAUAUGAAUAAUGAGAAGAGAAAAAAGAUUGUAGAGCAAAGCAAAAGCAAAGAUUGGUAUGGUUAUUCGAGUUUAUUCUACGUCUGCCUUACACCAAGUGUAGAACUGUAGAUAAAAUAGGUUCUAAGUAGUCUUAAAUUAAUUUUGGAGGAUAUGGACCAGCAAGUUUAGCUGUCUGAAUAAUUUAAGCCCAAGUUGUUGUGUUGAUGCCCAGAUAUGAAUAUUUGAUGUUAGAAUAUUGAAAUAUUGCAAUUUUAUUUAUUCUCAUCAUUAUUCAGUAUAUA